AUGGCGUCUAUUCAUUCCCUUGAGAUAGUUAACAGUGUUUAUAAGAAUAUUAAUAUUUAUAACUUUUCCAUCUUUCAGGUUUUAGGUUCUGACCAGCAUUUUCAAUUUGUACAUCGGGCCAUUCCACAUGCACGCAAAAAGAGGAGCCUAGCCCACACAAGGAAACUUAAAGCUGAUCCUUUGGUGGCAAGAGCUUAUCAACAGACAGGAUUUAAGCGUGUGAAGAGAGGUUACAAGCAACUCCGUUUGAGGGAAGAAAUGACUCCUUUAUUAUCACAGCCAACUGAUCCUUAUUUCCCUUAUCAGUGGUAUUUGAAAAAUGUUGGCCAAAAUGGAGGAAAGCCGAAACUGGAUCUUAAUGUUGAAGCUGCCUGGGCGCAAGGUUAUACUGGAAGGAAUAUCACGACGGCUAUCAUGGAUGAUGGUGUUGAUUACAUGCAUCCUGAUCUGCAAGAUAGCUAUAACGCCAAAGCAAGUUAUGAUUUCAGUAGCAACGAUCCAUACCCGUACCCGAGGUACACCGAUGAUUGGUUCAACAGCCAUGGAACACGAUGUGCUGGCGAAGUUGCUGCAAAACGUGACAAUGGAGUAUGUGGUGUUGGUGUAGCCUAUGAAUCUAAAGUUGCAGGAAUAAGAAUGUUAGAUCAGCCAUAUAUGACAGAUCUCAUUGAAGCAAAUUCUAUGGGACAUGAACCAAAUUUAAUUGAUAUAUACAGUGCUAGCUGGGGACCUACAGAUGAUGGAAAAACAGUAGAUGGGCCUCGUAAUGCAACAAUGCGUGCUAUUGUGCGAGGAGUUAAUGAAGGCAGACAUGGUCUUGGAAAUAUAUAUGUCUGGGCAUCUGGUGAUGGUGGUGAAGAUGAUGACUGCAACUGUGAUGGUUAUGCUGCUAGCAUGUGGACAAUUUCCAUAAAUUCUGCCAUAAAUAAUGGCGAAAAUGCUCAUUAUGAUGAAUCCUGUUCUUCAACAUUAGCUUCAACAUUUAGCAAUGGAGCUAAAGAUCCACACACUGGAGUGGCUACAACAGAUUUAUAUGGCAAAUGUACGAAAACACAUUCUGGAACAUCGGCUGCAGCACCUGAAGCAGCUGGAGUAUUUGCUUUAGCUCUUGAUGCAAAUCCAAAUUUGACCUGGAGAGAUGUACAACAUCUUACUGUGCUAACAUCCAAGAGGAAUUCCCUUUAUGAUAGCAAAGGAAGGUUCCAUUGGAACAUGAAUGGUGUUGGUUUGGAAUUCAAUCAUCUAUUUGGAUUUGGAGUAUUGGAUGCAGGAGCAAUGGUUGCUUUAGCCAAAAUAUGGAAAACUGUACCUGCUAGAUACCACUGCGAAGCAGGAGUUGUCAAAACACCUCACCGAAUUUUAACCAAUGCCAGUACUCAAAUAUAUAUUGACACAGAUGCAUGUAGUGGAAAAGAAACAGAAGUAAAUUACCUGGAGCAUGUCCAGGCUAUUAUUACCUUGAAUGCAACACGCCGUGGUGAUGUUACACUUUUCCUCAUUUCACCAAUGGGCACAAGCUAUGAAGCUAGUUAUCCUACAGUAGCACUGAUAGAAAAUGAUCCUAUAACAAGAAAGAGUUGUGCUAGAUAA
This is a messenger RNA of Stegodyphus dumicola, 1590 nucleotides long. RefSeq names its product prohormone processing protease amontillado (gene amon). Gene Ontology annotation, biological process: peptide hormone processing. Gene Ontology annotation, cellular component: membrane; neuron projection. The record is from RefSeq and is a predicted model, not a curated record. Gene Ontology annotation, molecular function: serine-type endopeptidase activity. NCBI's taxonomy places the organism in Eukaryota, Metazoa, Arthropoda, Arachnida, Araneae, Eresidae.